AUGAAGGAUUGGCAUGAAAUAUUUGCCCAAAAUGUGCUUGUCCCUCCCCACCCCCAGAGGGUGCGCCAGCUUCCGAAGGAAUCCACAGCAUAUCAGUGUGUUCUGAAGUGGCUUGAUGGGCCGCUCAUUAAGCAGGGCCUGCAGGAAGUGCUGUCGGAGAUCGAAUGCCAUCUGCGAGUGUCUUUCUUUGACGUCACCUACCGACACUUCUUUGGGAGGACAUGGAAAACCACAGUGAAACCGACCAAGCAGCUCUCGAGGCAGCCGCCGAGGAUCAUCUUCAGUGAGCCCUUAUAUUUUCACACAUCCUUAAACCACCCUAACAUCGUGGCAGUGGUAGAAGUGGUCAUCGAAGGCCAGAAACGGGAUGGGAUCUUCCAGACAUUGUCCUGUGGGUUUGGAAUUCUUCGGAUCUUCAGCAAUAAGCCAGAGUCUCCUACCUCUGCUUCCCAGGACAAGCGGUUGCGAUUGUAUCAUGGCACCCCCAGGGCCCUCCUGCACCCGCUGCUCCAGGACCCCAUAGAACAGAACAAGCACUUGACCCUCCUUGAGAGCUGCAGCCUGCAGUACACCUUGAAGCCACACCCGGCCCUGGCGCCCGCACUCCACCUGCUCCCCGAGAACCUCCUGGUGUCUGGCUUGCAGCACAUUCCAGGCCUCCUGCCAGCUCAUGGAGAAGAGGGUGAUGCCCUUCGAAAGCCCCACCUUCAGAAGUGUGUCACCCUGUACUUGGACGAUUUGUUCUUCAACUUGUACCCCUCCCUGGAGAAAUUUGAAGAAGAGCUUCUGGAAUGCCUCACCAGUGAUCGCUUCUGGGAGGGGAGCAGCCCCAGGGAUGGCGGCGCCCUGGAGAUCCGGGAGCGGCGCCUGUGUGUGGGUGUGCACAACGGAUUGGUCUUUGUGCAGAGGCCGCAGGUGGUUGUGCUGGUGCCUGAGAUGGAGGUGGCCCUGGCACGCUCGGCCAGCUUCAGCAGAAAGGUUGGCUCCUCCUCCAAGAGCAGCUCUGGAAACCAAGCUUUGGUUUUGAGAAGUCGUCUUCGCCUCCCCGAGAUGGUCAGCCACCCGGCAUUUGUGAUUGUCUUCCAGCUGGAAUACGUGUUCAGUGCCCCGACAGGACCAGACGGCAUGGCAGCGUCUGCUACCUCGCUGUCCAACUUGGCCUGCAUGCACAUGGUUCGCUGGGCUGUCUGGAGCCCUGGGCCAGAUGCCAGGUCUGGACGGGUGACUUUACCCCUUCAGGGUGGGACUCAGCCUGGCCCCUCUCACUGUUUGGUCUACAAGGUGCCCUCAGCCAGCAUGAGCUCUGAAGAGGUGAAGCAGGUGGAGUCGGGCACAGUGCGGUUCCAGUACUCACUCAGUACCGAAGAACACUUGGACAUGUCUCCAGAGUGGGCUGUCAGUACCAAGGCAGAGAGCCGGCAGCCCUCCAAGAAGCCACCCACAUCCCCUUCAAGUCCGACAGUGCCACCACCCUCGAAGCUUGCUGCCACUCAGGACUCACCCGUGGGACCAGGAUUGUCGAUUUCCCAGCUGGCAGUGUCCCCGCACCCCCCAACCCAGCGUCGGUCAGCUAGGCCUUCUCCACAGCAGCCUGAUGGCUCACCGCCCAGCCCAGCCCAUGCGGAGCACCCCUUUGAGGGCAGGAUCUCUCACCUGGAAGCUGACCUGAGCCAGACUUCUGUGGUCCUGGACACGUGCAUUGCUGAGCAGUUGCAGGAGCUGCCCUUCACACCAUUGCAUGCCCCAAUCGUCAUUGGGGCCCAGGCCAGGAGCUCCGGAAGUGCACUCUCCCGUGCCUCAGUGGUGCUCCUGCAGUCCUCUGGCUUCCCAGAGAUUUUGGAUGCCAAUAAGCAACCAGCUGAGGCUGUGAAUCCCACGGAUCCCGUGAAAUUCUCCCCUCAGAAAGAAGAAUCAGACUGUCUGCAGAGCAACGAAAUAGUGCUGCAGUUUCUUGCCUUCAGCCGAGUAUCCCAGGACCACAGGGGAACGCCGUGGCCAAAGACUGUGUAUUUCACCUUCCAGCUGUACCGCUUCCCACCUACCAUCACACCCCGGCUGCAGCUGCUCAAGCUGGAUGAGGCCUUGAAGACCAGCUCAGGCUCCUUGUCCCAUAUCCUUGUGCCAGUUAACAAAGAUGGCUCCUUUGAUGCUGGCUCUCCUGGCUUCCAGCUCAAGUACAUGGUGGAUGCCGGGUUCCUGAAGCCUGGAGAACGGCGAUGCUUCCUUCACUACCUGGCUGUGCAGACCCUGCAGAUCGAUGUCUGGGAUGGGGAUGCCCUGCUCCUCAUUGGCUCUGCUGCUGUCCAGAUGAAGCAUCUCCUCCGCCAAGGGCGGCCGGCUGUCCAGGUCUUGCAUGAACUUGAGGUGGUGGCAACGGAAUAUGAACAGGACAUGGUGGUGGUCAGUGGAGACAUGACCCAGUUUGGCAGUGUCAAGCCCAUUGGCGUCCACACAGUGAUGAAGGGCCGGCUGCACCUGACCUUGGCCAAUAUAGGUCACUCGUGUGAGGAGAGCAUGAAAGAUUCCAGCCCAUUGCCACCAUCUAGGUCCCGGGUCAUCUCCAACGACGGGACCAGCGGCUUCUCGGGAGGCAGUCUCCUUACAAGGGGGGCCGUGAGACGGAAACGUGUGGUCCAGGCUCAGAAGCUGGCUAACAUAGACAGUGAGCUAGCUGCCAUGUUGUUCACCCACAUGCAGUCAGGGGGUCAGAACCCCCGGAGUUCUGGCCACGAGGCAGAUGCUGUCCGCAGGCGCAAGCUGGAGAGGAUGAGGUCUGUGCGCCUUCGGGAGUCUGGAGGAGAGCUUGGCGGCCGGAGGAGCAGUAUGCUGGCUCAGCAGAGUAUCCGCGCACAGCACUCACGGGACCUGCAGGUCAUAGAGGCCUACCGUGAGCGCACAAAGGCUGAAGGCAUUUCCAACCUGCUGAGCCUGGCCAUCACCACCCAGCACACACUCUAUGCCUCGCUGGGCACUGCUGAGUUCUUUGAGUUCGCUCUUAAGAACCCUCACAACAUGCAGCACACGGUGACCAUUGAGAUCGACAGUCCCGAACUCAGCAUCAUCCUGGACAGCAGGGAGUGGCGGCACUUUAAAGAUGCAGCUGGCCUGCUCACGCCAGUGGAAGAGGACAUGUUCCAUCUGCGUGGUGGCAGCCUGGCCCCUCAGCUGUACCUGCGCCCCAAGGAGAUUGCCCACAUCCCCUUCAAGUACCAGACUUUCUCUGUUGGCCAGCCGGCUAUGACACAGGCCUAUGCUGAACGGAGUCCUGAGCAGGGCGUGGAGGCAGAAUCUCCCUGGAAGUCUAGCGCUGCAUGCACGAAACAUGCUAAGGUUACCUUCAGGGCGAGCAGUGGCAAGCCCCUGGCUGUGCUCUGCCUGGCCGUGGAGCCCCAGCCCCACGUGGUGGACCAGGUCUUCCGCUUCUACCACCCAGAGCUCACCUUCCUGAAGAAGUCCAUCCGCCUGCCUCCAUGGCACACGCUUCCAGGUGCCCGUGUGGGAACACCUGGUGAGGAUCCCCCAGUCCAGGUUCGCUGUAGUGACCCCAACGUCAUCUGUGAGACACACAGUGUGGGCCCUGGGGAGCCCCAAGACGUGUUCCUGAAGGUGGCCAGUGGUCCAAGCCCAGAGAUAAAGGACUUCUUUGUCACUAUCUAUGUGGAUCGCUGGAUGGCAGCGCCCAUCCAAAUCUGGCAGCUCUACCUGCACUCCCUGCAGCGCGUGGAUGUCUCCUGUGUCACAGGCCAGCUGACCCGCCUGUCCCUGGUCCUUCGGGGGACACAGAUGGUUAGGAAAGUGAGAGCCUUCACCUCACACCCUCAGGAGCUAAAGACGGACCCCAAAGGUGCCUUCGUGCUUCCUCCUCAUGGCGUGCAAGACCUGCAUGUGGGUGUGCGGCCCCAGCGGGCCGGCAGCAGGUUCGUCCACCUCAAUCUCGUUGAUGUGGAUUUCCACCAGCUCGUGGCCUCCUGGCUCAUCUGCCUCUCAUGCCGCCAGCCUCUCAUUUCCAAGGCCUUUGAGAUCACAUUGGCUGCAGGUGAAGGGAAAGGAGCCAACAAGCGGAUCACCUAUACCAACCCUUACCCAUCCCGGAGGGUGUACCACUUGCACAGCAACCACCCUGACCUUCUGCAGUUCAAGGAGGACUCCUUUGAGGUCGGAGGAGGAGAAACCUACACAAUUGGGCUACGGUUUGCCCCAAGUCAGAGUCCUGGAGAGGAGGAGAUUCUCAUCUAUAUCAAUGACCAUGAAGACAAAAACGAAGAGACGUUUUGCGUGAAGGUUGCCUACCAGUAA
Orycteropus afer afer is the source of this 4296-nucleotide messenger RNA. It is a transcript of the gene NPHP4, whose product is annotated as nephrocystin 4. Gene Ontology annotation, cellular component: ciliary base; ciliary transition zone; ciliary basal body. NCBI's taxonomy places the organism in Eukaryota, Metazoa, Chordata, Mammalia, Tubulidentata, Orycteropodidae. Gene Ontology annotation, biological process: negative regulation of canonical Wnt signaling pathway; protein localization to ciliary transition zone. The record is from RefSeq and is a predicted model, not a curated record. The coding region runs from base 1 to 4296 and encodes 1431 amino acids. The transcript is spliced from 29 exons.